AGAAAGCGCAUCCCAAUUCCCCAAAUCCCUCAACCUAAUUCGUGGAAUCCCUCCCCACUGAAGCCCCUUCCCUUCUCCGCUUCCCGAUCUCUCCGAGUCUCGGUGUUCAUUUUUGUUGUAGUGCUGUUCGAAGAAGCUUAACUGAGAUGAAAAGGGCUGGAACAAAUAGGAGCUUUGCAGCUGUUGAUAGGGCUAUAGAGGAGUGGGAGAAGUCAUUGUGGACUUGUAGUUUUUUUUGUAGAGGAGAUUUUCGCAUUCUGAGUGGAGCGUAACCUUCAAAAUCUUAAAGAUGAUGAAUUGUUGGACAAAAUAUUCAAUUAUUUGUAGCAAUGGAGCUUAUUGGAGAGUACAAGCCAUGGAGCUUGUGGAGCACCAUUCAGAUCAAGAAGUGAUCUCUUGGUUUGCUACAUGGUUUUAUGUUUUGUAUGGCUCUUAAUAGGAUAAUCCAUUUUGGGCCCAACCAUGAGUGGCCGAUUAAGUCGUACCAUCUAUGUAGGCAACCUUCCUUUAGAUAUUCGGGAGUCUGAAGUUGAGGAUAUAUUUUACAAGUAUGGUCGUAUAGUCGAAAUUGAAUUGAAGAAUCCGCCUCGUCCUCCUGGUUAUUGUUUUGUGGAGUUUGAAAGUUCUCGAGAUGCUGAUGAUGCAAUUAGAGGUCGUGAUGGCUACCUUUUUGAUGGCCAUCGUUUGAGGGUUGAGCUUGCCCAUGGUGGUAGAGGACAGUCAUCUUCAAUAGGAAGAAGUAGCGGCCACGGAAGUGGCCAUGGAAGUGGCAGCGGCAAAUAUGGAGUUUCUCACCGUUCUGAAUUUCGAGUGAUUGUUCGGGGAUUGCCAUCAUCUGCUUCAUGGCAGGAUUUAAAGGAUCACAUGAGGAAGGCUGGCGAUGUGUGCUUUGCCCAAGUUUUUCGGGAUCGUGAUGGGACUGUUGGCUUGGUUGACUACACUAAUCAUGAGGACAUGAAAUAUGCGAUACGGAAGCUUGAUGACACAGAGUUCAGAAAUCCAUGGGCGAGGUCUUAUAUUCGUGUGAAAAUCUAUGAGGGGAGUCGAAGCCCAAGCAGAAGUCGAAGCAAAAGCAGAAGUCCCAGAAAGAAUAGAAGUGAUUCGAUUGAAAAACCAGUCUCACGAUCAGCAUCUAUUUCUUCUAGAUCUCGAUCUGCCUCACCAGCGAAAAUAUCAAGAUCAAGGUCCAGAUCGAGAUCUGGUUAAAUGCUACAGAUUAUGGUUCAUCAAUGGACAAAGUUCUCCAGCAAAUCUUCAGUUCUUAGUCUUAUUUAACUAUGGAUUUUCCUAAGCAUGACAUGUAUUACUUGUUCUUCUUCAACAUAUUGAAUUAUCUUCCCAAAUUGUUCCUACUAAUUGUUGCAGUAACUUGACUUCCUUCUUUCUAAACUGGUGCUACAAAUAAUGUGAAGACUUAAUCUUCCUGCUCUCUUUGCUAUUAAGACAUUAUUGGAACUUUUGCCAA
Molecule: messenger RNA, 1465 nt
Organism: Dioscorea cayenensis subsp. rotundata (Guinea yam)
Lineage: Eukaryota; Viridiplantae; Streptophyta; Magnoliopsida; Dioscoreales; Dioscoreaceae
Product: serine/arginine-rich splicing factor SR34A-like
Exons: 15
Coding region: 463-1206 (247 amino acids)
Cellular component (GO): ribonucleoprotein complex; cytoplasm; nucleus
Molecular function (GO): mRNA binding
Source: RefSeq, a predicted model, not a curated record